This is a messenger RNA of Saprolegnia parasitica CBS 223.65, 755 nucleotides long. RefSeq lists its product as hypothetical. The record is from RefSeq and is a predicted model, not a curated record. The transcript has a single exon. The coding region runs from base 19 to 687 and encodes 222 amino acids. NCBI's taxonomy places the organism in Eukaryota, Oomycota, Saprolegniomycetes, Saprolegniales, Saprolegniaceae.
CAGUCGCAAACAGAGACCAUGGUACACAACAGCGCGCAGUUCGUCCUCGGCACCCCGGAGCUUCUCCUCUCGAUCGCGACCUUCCUCCCCGGCAAGGCGUUUCGCGACUGGGACAACGCCUUCGAGAUGCUUGCCGCGGGCCACGAGCACAUGCUGCUCGAGAAGCCCGAGAUCGUGCCGUCCGUGGCGGACGUCGAGCGCGCGAUUGACGCCAACCGGCUCGACGUGCUGCAGAUUCUCGUCGAGCGCUACAACGUGCCCUGCCACACGACGAGCUUGGUCAAGGCGGCUGCGGCCGAAGGCAACGUCGCUAUGCUGCAGUACAUGCUCGGUCGUCGCGCCGCCACUGUGCACUACGACGGCGUGUGCGACAGCAUCGUCUACGGCGCAGCGGCAGGCCAUUUGGAAAUCGUCGAGGAGCUCGCGCCGCGCGUCUCGCCGCGCACACUGCGGAAAGCGCUUGCGUACGCUGCCGACUUUGGCCAUGUUGACGUGGUCGCGCACCUCGAGGCCACGCUCCUCAACUGGCACGAGGCCGUUGACGAAGCGACGUGCCCGACGCGAGACCUCUACUCGGUGCACUCGAUCUACGUGCCUGCGCCCCACUCGGCGAACGCGGGUCGUCCGUCCCGAUUGCAGCGCAUGCACACCCGUCUCUGCCACUACCUAUGCCCGGCCCUUGCGUAGCGCGGUUCCAUUUGCCGUAUAUAUAAUACUAAUGUUAACUUACUAUUCCAAGCUCCCUUCCAAGCCAA